CCAUUCCCACCUUGAGCCCCCAAUGAGCUACUUGCAUUGAACACCCCCCUCUCUCUCUCCUCUUCCCUUCUUCAAAAAGUGAAAAACUAUAGCCUCUAUCUCACCUUCUCCUUGACUUAGAAACACUCUGAGAAGACCAAAAACAACCCAAAUCUUCAAGCAACUCAUCAAGUAGAAAAAGAGUUCAAAGACACAAACUAUGUCAAACAAGUCCCCAAUAUUCCCAAUGCCUGAGCCUCAUCACUUCAGUGACUAUGGCUUUGACCCUCAAAUCGAUUAUUUUCAGGUUUUGGAAGAAGCAAGGAAGCACAAGAGAGAGGCAUCAAGAUCCAUAGAUACAAUACACUUCAAGCUGCAAAAACCCACCUCGAGAGACGAGUCGUCCAAGAAGAUCAAGAAACGUUGGUGGAAGAACGCUCUGCUCUUCUUUAAGCUGAAGCGGACCCACCAUGACAACAAACCCAGCUCUGGUUUCAACAACAAUGGGGUUCACUGUGGACGCUCCAUCAGAGGAUCAAUCUCAGGCCCUAUGUACGUCACUGAGAGCAGAAGUGGGUCAAGCACACCUUACCGUACUACUAGCCGGCCAUCAUCCGGCCCACUCGCCGGAACUCUGACUCCGGCGACGAAGGGGGAGGUGGAGAUUCCGUACAUCAACCUCAGGGAACUCAACAUGGACCAGCAACAACUACAUCACCGGAUCUCCACCUCGGCCAUGCCUAUCUAUUUGGUCACGUGAUAUACUCAUUUUAGUUUGAAGCUUUUUCAGUUGGGUUUGUUGGUUUGAUUCUUUUUUCUUUGUUUUUUUUUUUUUGGGUGGUUUUGUGGCCACUUUUCUGCACAAAAGGUGCUUUAAUGGCUUUUGUGAGGAAGAAAUUUGAUGGUUCCUCCUUUUCCUUGUGUGGG
Molecule: messenger RNA, 906 nt
Organism: Ilex paraguariensis (yerba mate)
Lineage: Eukaryota; Viridiplantae; Streptophyta; Magnoliopsida; Aquifoliales; Aquifoliaceae
Source: the annotation of a GenBank genome assembly